Telopea speciosissima is the source of this 1448-nucleotide messenger RNA. RefSeq names its product GDSL esterase/lipase At5g22810-like. Lineage: Eukaryota; Viridiplantae; Streptophyta; Magnoliopsida; Proteales; Proteaceae. The record is from RefSeq and is a predicted model, not a curated record. Bases 314 to 1366 code for a protein of 350 amino acids. The transcript is spliced from 5 exons. Gene Ontology annotation, molecular function: hydrolase activity, acting on ester bonds.
AAUGUGUUAAUUAGCUAAAACUUUCAUCAGCUCCUCAAAACAAACUCUUUCAAACGUAAGACAAAAGGCAAAUUCUGCCAAAGGGAAAAGUGACAAAUUACUAGUCAUUUAGGAGAUGCAAAACAUGCACCUUAGCUGUAAAUGAACAGAUUUCUUGGAACUAUAACCUUUCUCAGUAGUUAUUGAACUUUAAAUACCUCUUACAAUCUCUUAUUAAAUGCCCUCUUACACACCAGCCUCUUACCUUAACUCACUCAGUCUCUCUUGGUACAAAAAACAGAGUUUACCUACACUGCAUAACAGGUGAAAAAGAAUGGGUUUUUCAAGCUCUCUUUUGGGUUCUUUAGUUCUCCUUGUGGUGGUCUAUGUUGCUCAUGGGCAGCCUCUUGUUCCUGCAUUGUACAUGUUUGGGGACUCUGUUGUGGAUGUGGGCAACAACAACCACCUCAUUACUCUUGUCAAGGCAAACUUCCUUCCCUAUGGUAGGGACUUUGUUUCACAUAAACCAACAGGGAGGUUCUGUAAUGGAAAGCUAGCCACAGAUUUAACUGCUGAGAAUCUGGGCUUCACUACAUACCCACCUGCCUACCUUAGUAAAGCUGCAAAAGGGAACAACCUCUUAAGUGGAGCAAACUUUGCCUCAGCUUCCUCUGGUUAUUAUCACAAGACAGCACAAUUAUAUAAUGCCAUUUCAUUGACUCAACAGCUUGAGUACUAUAAAGAAUACCAAAGAAAAGUAGAGAGGAUUGCAGGGAAAUCCAAUGCUUCCUCUAUCUUCUCUCAGGCUAUCUACAUUCUGAGUGCUGGGAGCAGUGAUUUUGCUCAGAACUACUAUAUUAAUCCUCUUCUCAACAGAGUCUACACACCUGAUCAAUUCUCAGACAUACUUAUGCAAUCAUUCUCUGUUUUCGUCCAGAAACUAUAUGGUUUGGGAGCAAGGAGGAUUGGAGUGACAACACUGGCUCCACUUGGUUGUUUGCCAGCAUCCAUCACAAUUUAUGGUGAUGGGAGCAACCAGUGUGUGGCAAGGUUGAACCGAGAUGCUGUUUCAUUCAAUAACAAGUUGAAUGCCACAGCUCAAAGCUUGUUGGAGAAUCUAUCUGGUCUCAAACUCGCUGUCUUUGACAUCUACCAACCUCUCCAUGACCUCAUUACCAAGCCUUCUGAUUAUGGGUUCUUUGAGGCAAGGAAAGCUUGUUGUGGUACAGGGACGAUAGAGACCUCAGUGCUGUGUAACUCAGAGUCUGUGGGUACAUGUGCCAAUGCCACAGGGUAUGUGUUCUGGGACGGUUUCCAUCCCACUGAGGCUGCAAACCAGAUCAUAGCCAAUGAUCUCCUCCUCCAAGGCAUCUCCCUCAUCUCCUAAGCUACAACUCAUGAUUUAAAUCUUAGUAUCUCUCCCAUUGUCUUUUCUAUUGUUAUAUAUAGAAUUACUUUAGGUGCUACAG